Molecule: messenger RNA, 756 nt
Organism: Acomys russatus (golden spiny mouse)
Lineage: Eukaryota; Metazoa; Chordata; Mammalia; Rodentia; Muridae
Gene: Noto
Product: notochord homeobox
Exons: 3
Coding region: 1-756 (251 amino acids)
Biological process (GO): neuron differentiation; central nervous system development
Molecular function (GO): DNA binding
Source: RefSeq, a predicted model, not a curated record
AUGUCCAGCCCACAGCCCCAGCAGCCUGCUGCCUCAGACACUCAGGUCCAGCCCGGGCGCUUGGGUCCCUGUCCGGUGGCUGCUUCCCGAGUGGAACCGCGCCGCCGCGUUGCUCAGGGACACCUGAAGUCCUCCUUCUCUGUGGAGGCCAUCCUGGCGAGACCCGAGACCCGUGAGCCGGCUGCCACCCCUCUACCGCUCCCCACCUGCACCAAUCUGAACCUCGGCUCUGGGUCGCAGUGCCCUGUCUUGCCCUGGGUGUGCUCCUCAGCAACUUGGCUGCCCGCCUACCUGAGCGUGGGCGUCUACCCGCUGUGCUCCGUGUCCUGCGUGCCGGGACUGAACGUGGCUCACCUCCUCUGCCAGCAAGGAAUUAGCGUCACAGGCUCAGGGCUGCCUUACUGUCCAGGCCCCCGGAAGCCUCUCGAGUGGGCACCUACCGUGGACCCGAAGGGCACCGAGAGACACCAGAAGAGGGCUCGCACAAUGUUUAACUUGGGGCAGCUGGAAGAGCUGGAAAAGGCGUUCUCGAAGCAGCACAACCUGGUGGGGAGGAAGAGAGCGCAGCUGGCUGCCAGGCUGCACUUGACGGAGAACCAGGUGAGGAUCUGGUUCCAAAAUCGCCGGGUGAAGUAUCAGAAACAGCAAAGGCUGAAAUCGCCUUCCUCCUCUGCCACAGAGGAGCCCUCUAGCAGCUCAGAUGGAAACAUCCAGAGUGAAGAUGCUGAGGCACGAGUUGGCAGCAAGAGGCUCUAG